Messenger RNA from Lacerta agilis (Sand lizard), 1145 nucleotides. RefSeq names its product neurotrophin receptor-interacting factor homolog. The transcript has 6 exons. Gene Ontology annotation, biological process: regulation of DNA-templated transcription. Lineage: Eukaryota; Metazoa; Chordata; Lepidosauria; Squamata; Lacertidae. The coding region runs from base 132 to 941 and encodes 269 amino acids. The record is from RefSeq and is a predicted model, not a curated record.
CCCUCCAAAGUCCCUUCCUGCUUGGCUUCUCCCUGGGGGGGGAGGAACGUGUUCUUUGUCUCUCCCAGCGCUGCAUUGGGGGGGACCCUUCUGGGAGCCGGAUUUGGUAGCACCUCUCGUUAGGACACACAAUGGCAGAAGAACGAAGGAGUUCCUUUAGACCUCUUGGAGGUUUCCUUGGAGCGCGGAUGGGCGAGGAAGACUCAGCUGGCCCUGAAGCAGGAAGAGGCUGCAAUUCCACCAAGAUUGGGAGCAGUUGGGCAUCCUGGAGAACCUCGCUGCAGAAAGUCCUCAGUGAGCAGCGUGCCCACAGCUCAGAUGCACAUCGCCAGCAGUUCAGGAAUUUUCACUACCAAGGCGCACAGGGCCCCCGAGAGAUUUGCAACCGACUCUACCAUAUUUGCCAUCGGUGGCUGAAGCCAGAGCAACACACAAAGAAGGAGAUCCUGGACCUGGUGAUCCUGAAGCAGUUCAUGAGUGUCCUUCCACAGGAGAUGGAGACCUGGGUGAAAGAAUGUGGAGCGGAGACCAGUUCCCAGGCAAUGGCCCUAGUUGAAGGUUACAUCCUGAGCCAGGCAGAGGAGAAACAUCAGGCAGGACAGCAGGGAGAGGAUUGGGUUGCAGAAAUGGACACCGAUUGCUCAGAGGCAGAGAUGGCUGCAUCGGACACCAGAGAGAGGCCACUUGGUGACAGGAUGAUGUUGACAAGACCUCAGCCAUCUGCUCUUGGAGGGGAAGCGGCUUCUGUGGCACAAGAUCAGAAUCCAGCAUCCUUUGAAGAUGUGGCUGUGAAUUUCACGGAGGAAGAGUGGGCUCUGCUGGAUGCUGACCAGAGAGCUCUGCAUAAGGAAGUCAUGGAGGAGACCUGUGGCAUCAUGGAUUCCCUUGAAUGUGGAAUAAAGCGGAAGAAUAUUAACUGGACGUGGGAGACCAGGGAUUAAAUCACCGCUCGGCUACGAAGCUCACUGGGUGACCUCAGCCCAGUCGCUGUAUCUCAGUCUAUGCUACCUCUCAGGAUGGUUGUGUGAAUAACAUUGGGCUAAGGAGACCCAUGAAUGCUGCCUCAAGCUCCUUGAAGGAAAAGUUGGAACAGAUGUAAAUGAAAUGCUAAUGAGCGGUGAUGAUAAUGAAAAGUCUUGUUUGCA